Anastrepha obliqua is the source of this 1343-nucleotide messenger RNA. RefSeq lists its product as uncharacterized. The transcript has 2 exons. Bases 20 to 421 code for a protein of 133 amino acids. Lineage: Eukaryota; Metazoa; Arthropoda; Insecta; Diptera; Tephritidae. The record is from RefSeq and is a predicted model, not a curated record.
AGAGCAGAAGCGCGCCACCAUGCAGGCUCUCCUGCUCCUCACAGAGAAUUCAAUCGAACCAUUAGCGAAAUGCGAUGGGCAUCUGAGAUACGGUUUUGUAAAGGUGAAGCUUCACAUUUACAAAACAGACACAGAUGCAAUUGAGUUCCUCGCCACUAAGGAAGGUGAAAAGCACAUGGGCGAACCAGAACCCAUGAGCGAAACCGAGCCAAUGAGCGAAGACGACCGGCCCACCGAAGAAGAAUACGCCUCUUCAGGCUCAGAAAUGGGCUUAGGGAGGCUGUACUUCGAACGGGAGGGUAAGUACCACACACAACAGCGUAAGUAUUCCGAAAGGGAACUUUUAUGCGAAAGCAAAGAAGACCCAGACAUUACGCUAACAGCUGAUGCAUCUUCUACAGAUAAACCUUCAUCACUGUAAAGAAGCCUGCCUUGCCCUCCUGGAGCGUCUGGCAGAAGAUCAGCCGGACGUAGUCCUCAUCCAGGAACCCUGGGUACGGAAUGGCGAAAUCUGCGGUCUGAGGACAUCAGGGUAUAAAGUAUACAAGACCAAUGGUGAAGUAACGCAGAUACUACGACGGUUAGCUGGGAAGUGAGCGGAAGCAACAUCUGGCUAACCUCGUUCUACUUUGCCGGAGACGACACAGGUCCACUGCCGUCGCCGCUAAUAAGAAGCCUUGUGGAAGACUGCAAAGCACACAACCGCAAACUAGCCCUAGGAGGUGAUGCCAAUGCCCACCAUACCGUAUGGGGGAGCUCGGAUACAAACGAACGAGGUGAGUCUCUCUUUAAUUAUAUUAUAUGUAGUAAGCUUUUAGUGUGUAACAAAGGCAACGAACCUACAUUUAUUACGCGCAAUAGACAAGAAGUUCUUGAUAUUACGCUAGUUUGUCAAACCCUCUACGAAAAGAUGACGCAGUGGAGGGUUCUGAAUGAACACUCUUACUCCGAUCAUCGUUACAUAGAAAUAAAAUUUGGGGGAAAAAACUCACGGGCCCCGCCCGCCAGCAGGAACUUGAAAAAGACCAACUGGCAUAUAUAUAAACGGGAACUUAAGGAAAGACUUCCAAACUCCCAAAAUAUUAAUAUUGAAGACAGAGAAUCAUUGAACGAACACGUACAAAUCCUUACGGAGGUCUGUAGAACUGCGCUAAACAAGGCUUGCCCCUUAAUUAAGUAUAAGGGGAAGAAAAAGCCGCCCUGGUGGUCAGAAGACCUGUCUACACUAAGAAACGACAGCAGAAGACAGUUUAAUAGAGCGAAAGCGACACGAGAGAGUAAAGACUGGGACUGCUACUACACUAAGCUAAAAAUUUACAAAAAAGAAGUUAGGAAAGCGAAAA